AUGCAGCGGGCCGGAGGCUGUGGCGCCCCUGGGGGCAACGGCGGGGGCGGCGGCGGGGGCCCGGGCACUGCCUUCUCCAUCGACUCCCUAAUCGGGCCGCCGCCGCCGCGCUCCGGCCACUUGCUGUACACCGGCUACCCCAUGUUCAUGCCCUACCGGCCGCUCGUGCUACCGCAGGCGCUGGCCCCCGCGCCGCUGCCCGCUGGUCUCCCGCCCCUCGCCCCGCUAGCCUCCUUCGCCGGCCGCCUUACCAACACCUUCUGCGCGGGGCUGGGUCAGGCUGUGCCCUCGAUGGUGGCGCUGACCACCGCGCUGCCCAGCUUCGCGGAGCCGCCCGACGCUUUCUACGGGCCCCAGGAGCUCGCCGCCGCCGCCGCUGCCGCCGCCGCCACUGCCGCCCGAAACAACCCCGAGCCAGGCGGUCGACGCCCAGAGGGUGGGCUGGAAGCUGAUGAGCUGCUGCCGGCCCGGGAGAAAGUGGCAGAGCCCCCACCACCUCCGCCUCCGCACUUCUCAGAGACUUUUCCAAGUCUGCCGGCAGAGGGGAAGGUGUACAGCUCAGAUGAGGAGAAGCUGGAGGCACCAGCAGGAGACCCAGCAGGCAGCGAACAGGAGGAAGAGGGCUCAGGCGGUGACAGCGAGGACGACGGUUUCCUGGACAGUUCUGCAGGGGGCCCAGGGGCUCUUCUGGGACCUAAACAGAAGCUAAAGGGAAGCCUGGGGACUGGAGCUGAGGAGGGGGCACCAGUGACAGCAGGGGUCACAGCUCCUGGGGGGAAAAGCCGACGGCGCCGCACAGCAUUUACCAGUGAGCAGCUUUUGGAAUUGGAGAAGGAAUUUCAUUGCAAGAAAUACCUGAGCUUGACAGAGCGCUCUCAGAUCGCCCACGCCCUCAAGCUCAGUGAGGUGCAGGUCAAGAUCUGGUUUCAGAAUCGACGGGCCAAGUGGAAGCGCAUCAAAGCUGGCAAUGUGAGCAGCCGUUCUGGGGAGCCCGUAAGAAACCCCAAGAUUGUUGUCCCCAUACCUGUGCAUGUCAACAGGUUUGCUGUGCGGAGCCAGCACCAACAAAUGGAGCAGGGGGCCCGGCCCUGA
Molecule: messenger RNA, 1092 nt
Organism: Nomascus leucogenys (northern white-cheeked gibbon)
Lineage: Eukaryota; Metazoa; Chordata; Mammalia; Primates; Hylobatidae
Gene: GBX1
Product: gastrulation brain homeobox 1
Biological process (GO): regulation of nervous system development; regulation of transcription by RNA polymerase II
Cellular component (GO): nucleus
Molecular function (GO): RNA polymerase II transcription regulatory region sequence-specific DNA binding; DNA-binding transcription factor activity, RNA polymerase II-specific
Source: RefSeq, a predicted model, not a curated record